AUGCUGACAUUGGCUGUUCUUGAUUUGUCUAACAACUCUCUCAGAGGUGGGAUACCUGAUGAUUUCGGGACUUCUCCGGCUCUAGAAAUGCUCAAUGUCUCAUAUAACAAACUAGAAGGUCCGGUUCCUGCAAAUGGAGUGCUGAGAACAAUCAAUCCCGAUGACCUCGUCGGCAAUCCUGGCCUUUGUGGCGGUGUUCUCCCCCCAUGUAACCGAUAUUCACCGACUUCAUUGAGGCAGAGACGCUUGCGAGCAAAGCAUAUAGUUACAGGGUGGUUGAUUGGGAUCUCAUCAGUUUUAGCCACCGGAAUCUUACUUAUCGGAGGCCAAUUGCUAUAUAAAAAGUGGUAUUCUAGUGGCGGCUGCUUCGAACGAAAAGCAGGCAAUGGAGAAUGGCCAUGGCGAUUAAUGGCUUUUCAAAGACUUGGUUUCACAGCUGCAGACAUCCUAGCCUGUAUCAAAGAAUCGAAUGUGGUGGGAAUGGGAGCCACUGGUGUUGUAUACAAAGCUGAGAUGCCAGAGUCAAAUACAGUAGUGGCAGUUAAAAAGUUAUGGAGAUCAGGAACCGAUCUCGAAACAGGGAACAGCGGGGAUUUCAUCGGAGAAGUGAAUGUCUUGGGGAAGCUAAGGCAUCGAAAUAUAGUUCAGUUAUUAGGAUUUCUUCACAACGACACUAGCAUGAUGAUAGUAUACGAGUUUAUGCAAAAUGGUAGCUUAGGGGAAGCCUUGCAUGGCAAGCAAGCCGGUAGGUUGCUGGUAGAUUGGGUAUCACGGUAUAAAAUAGCCCUCGGAGUUGCACAAGGGCUCGCUUAUCUCCACCAUGAUUGUCAUCCAUCGGUUAUCCAUCGAGACAUCAAGUCGAACAACAUACUGCUUGAUGCAAACCUCGAGGCAAGAAUUGCCGAUUUCGGUUUGGCAAAGAAGAUGGUGAGAAAGAAUGAAACAGUCUCAGUAGUGGCAGGGUCUUAUGGGUACAUAGCUCCUGAGUAUGGUUACACCUUGAAAGUCGAUGAGAAGAUCGACAUUUACAGCUUCGGGGUGGUUUUACUCGAACUUCUAACCGGAAAGCGGCCGUUAGAUCCCGAGUUCGGAGAUUCCAUAGACCUAGUGGAAUGGAUUAGGAGGAAAGUUAGAGAUAACAGAGGCAUAGAUGGGGCAUUAGAUCCCAAUUUUGGAAACUGUAAGCAUAUUGCAGAAGAGACUCUGUUAGUAGUUAGAAUAGCACUAUUUUGCACAGCCAAGCUCCCUAAAGACAGACCAUCGAUGAGGGAUGUGAUUACAAUGCUUGGUGAGGCAAAACCCAGAAGGAAAAGCAACAGCAACAAUGGUGGAAACACAUCUAACAAUGAGAACAGCACAUCACCUGUAAAUGGCCAUGUUUAG
Messenger RNA from Hibiscus syriacus, 1383 nucleotides. RefSeq names its product MDIS1-interacting receptor like kinase 1-like. The record is from RefSeq and is a predicted model, not a curated record. NCBI's taxonomy places the organism in Eukaryota, Viridiplantae, Streptophyta, Magnoliopsida, Malvales, Malvaceae. Gene Ontology annotation, molecular function: ATP binding; protein kinase activity; protein binding. Gene Ontology annotation, biological process: protein phosphorylation.